Ochlerotatus camptorhynchus is the source of this 4068-nucleotide messenger RNA. RefSeq names its product subdued (gene subdued). Gene Ontology annotation, biological process: chloride transmembrane transport. Lineage: Eukaryota; Metazoa; Arthropoda; Insecta; Diptera; Culicidae. The coding region runs from base 283 to 3417 and encodes 1044 amino acids. The transcript is spliced from 16 exons. Gene Ontology annotation, molecular function: chloride channel activity; protein dimerization activity. The record is from RefSeq and is a predicted model, not a curated record. Gene Ontology annotation, cellular component: plasma membrane.
CUCUAAUGUUGGCCUAUGGAUCUAAGAUUGGGCCCAUCGCUAAAAAUCUGCUAUUUAUCAAUUUUAUCUAGAUGAACGCGUUAUUGGGACGUUACUAAUGGAUAUUUUUGGUUGCUAUUGAAAAUUUAGUCGAUUGUUGAAUUUAUGUAUGGGCCCAAAUUAGGGACACUUAGGCCGACAUUACCAGCAUUUCCCCAAUAUUAUAACAUUCUAGUCCAGUUUUCCGUACCAAUGAAAUUUUGACUGCACUACCACUUUGUCUAAAACGACUCCGGUGAUUUAAUGGAACCAAUCACAUCGUCUGCAUCGCCGGAGGAAAAAUUAUACAGCUUCUUUAAUGAGGAUGCAGACAAAGACAAGCACAACAUUUAUCGAGCAUUCAACGGUCACAAAGCCCGCAAGACGUUUGAAGGUUUGAACGCAUCCUGUGGUUUUGACGAUUUAAAGGCCAUGUCUGUUGCUUCUCUAUAUGAGGGGGACAACUCAACCAUCGAGAUGAAUACUGUCAGACCUGAUGAUAGCAAGUCGAUCGGAUCGAGUCCGAAUCUUUACUGGGACAACGAUGCACGUAUCGUACCAAUUGCCAUGCCACUCAAUCAGACUGAAGAAAUAGUGCAACCAGUUGCUGUGGAGAGCAAUGAAUAUCCCUGCAAUCCCUACGGAGAGACUCCAUACGUAAAUAGCUCUCUUUAUUUUGCCGAUGGGAUUAGGUCGGUAGAUUUUGUGCUGGUAUGGAAGGUUACUGCCGAAGAACAAAUUCAUUUGAAGGAAGUUAGACAGAGCAAACGAUUUACUUUCGAACAGAAUCUAAUUCGCGAUGGUCUAGAAUUGGAGCAGGAAGUAAUUGAAAAUGAAAUUCAUUUCAUUAAGAUUCAUGCCCCGCUGGAAGUUUUACGAAGAUAUAGUGAAAUAUUAAAACUGCGGAUGCCAAUGAAGGAGUCUUUAUGUGUGGUGAAAAAUUCUGAUAAAUUAAGUAGGUUGGCGAGUGCUGCACAGUUUAUCAGCCAUAAGAUUCCGGGAAUGGCUGGCGUUAGAUCUCACACUACGUCGAUUUUAUCUCGUUUAAAAGGAUUUGCUGGAAAAGUGGCUAGACGUGUUGUGGUAGAAGAGAAGUACUUUCCUCCGCGGUCUCAUCGAUUCACUGCAGUUUACAGUCGCGAUAAGUGCAGUUUACAAUUUGAUUUGAAACAAGCUUGUUUUUUCACCGCUGCGAUCCGGUCUCGUAUUGUGCAAUUUAUCCUAGACCGAAAGCGUUUUUUAAACGACUCAAAUAAUGAUUAUGCUUUUGGAAUAGAGCGGUUAAUUACUGACGAUGUAUACAUUGCUGCAUAUCCAUUGCAUGAUGGUGAAAUUAACGUUCAUGGUAGUAUGCGACAUUUACUCUACACAAAAUGGGCAGCCGUUUCAAAAUGGUAUCGGUACCAGCCAUUAGAUUAUGUAAAGGAAUAUUUUGGUGUAAAAAUAGGGCUUUAUUUUGCAUGGCUUGGAUACUACACAUACAUGUUACUGCUGGCGUCCAUUGUUGGUAUAAUGUGUUUCAUAUAUUCAUGGAAAACAUUAAAAUAUAAUACUCCUAGUAAAGAAAUUUGUUCCAAAGAAAACAUCAUCAAUAUGUGUCCACUCUGUGAUCACUGGUGCGAUUAUUGGGAAUUGAGUGAAACAUGUUUGCACGCGCGCGUAACUUAUUUAUUUGACAAUCCAACAACGGUCCUGUUCGCCAUUUUUAUGUCAUUUUGGGCUGCUCUAUUUCUCGAACUUUGGAAACGAUACUCUGCCGAAAUAACCCACAGAUGGGAUUUGACCGGAUUUGAUAUACACGAGGAACACCCUCGUCCACAAUAUUUAGCCCGAUUGGCUCAUGUACGAAGGAAGAAAAUCAAUGCAGUCACCAACACCGAAGAGCCUCAAGUUCCCUACUGGCGAAUGAAGUUACCUGCAACGAUACUCAGUUUUUCUGUUGUGUUAUUACUAGUAUGUCUUGCUAUAGUUGCCGUUUUAGCAGUAGUUCUAUACAGAAUGUCAGUACUUGCCACGUUAAGCGUUUACGGAGAUGAAGUAACUACCUCUGCGGCCAUUCUUUUCACUACUGCAACCGCUGCCACGAUAAACCUAUGUUUAAUAGUUGUGUUUAAUUGGAUGUAUACAUACUUGGCUGAAUGGCUUACGGAACGAGAGCUGCUCAGAACACAGACCGAGUUUGACGAUUCAUUAACAUUGAAGAUCUAUUUGCUUCAAUUUGUAAACUAUUACGCCUCUAUAUUUUACAUAGCAUUUUUCAAAGGAAAAUUUAUUGGUUAUCCUGGAAACUACAAUAGAUUCUUCAAUUUCAGACAAGAAGAAUGUGGUUUUGGGGGUUGUUUGAUGGAGUUAUGCAUACAACUUGGAAUUAUAAUGAUUGGCAAGCAAGCAGUAAAUACUGCUCUUGAAAUGGCAAUUCCUCUAUUUUACAGAUGGCACAAUUCAUUAAAAGUUCGUAUUGGAAAACAACGUAACCAGUCUUUGAAAAGCAAAGGUCAACGUUUUGUUAAGGAUCUCAAAUUAGUGGAGUGGGGCUCCCGAGGUUUAUUUCCCGAGUACUUAGAAAUGGUUUUACAGUACGGAUUUGUAACUAUCUUUGUGGCUGCAUUUCCCUUGGCUCCACUCUUUGCGCUUUUGAAUAACAUUCUUGAAAUGCGCCUCGAUGCAAAAAAACUGCUGACAUUUUACCGAAGGCCUGUAUCACAAAGGGUGCGCGAUAUAGGAAUUUGGUAUCGAAUUUUAGAUAGUAUUGGAAAACUGAGUGUAAUUACUAAUGGAUUCAUAAUUGCAUUUACGUCAGAUUUUAUUCCCAAGUUAAUCUACCGUCUUUCAGUUUCUUCUGACGGGUCUCUUAACGGGUAUUUGAAUUACACUUUGGCGUAUUUCAAUACCAGUGAUUUUCAAAAAGGAAGCGCUCCUUUUCAAUCUCAUUAUAAUGUAACCAUCUGCCGCUAUCCGGAUUUUCGAGCACCGCCAUGGUCAAAUGCACCCUAUGAGAAAACAACCAUGUACUGGCUCAUUAUGACAGCACGUCUUGCAUUUGUCGUUAUAUUUGAGAAUAUUGUCGCCAUUGUCAUGAUACUGGUUCGUUGGUGUAUACCGGAUAUGUCACAGGAGCUUCGUGAUCAAAUUCGUCGAGAAGCUUAUAUUACUAACGAAAUUAUUAUAAAGCAAGAAACUCUGCGUGCUAGAAUGGAUCGUGAAGGUGAUGCCGCGCCGGACGAGUUUAGUCCACCUAAAUCCCGAAAACCGAAAGAAACCGAAAACGAUUCAUUUAUUCAGUUGGAGCGGCUUAUAUCUUCGAAUCUUUCUGGAUCACAACUAGAUCUUUUUAUUCAUAGUGAACGUGAAGACCAAACGAAAACUAAGAAAGACAAAGUGUUAUCUAAAUUGCUGUGAACUAGUUUCAAACAGGGUUGCUUCCACUACCUUGCUAUAUUUUUUUUUCGGCAUUAUGAAAUCAUUAGAUGAUAUUUUGUAUGUUACACACUUAGAAAUUAUUACCGUAUUCGGUAAUUGUUUACCGAACUUUCAACAGCUGAACGUUCGGUAAUCUAAACGAUUACCGAACGAUCGGUAAACAGAUUUUUUGAUGAGCUGUCAAAAUUACCGAACAAUUCGGUAAUUAUUUACCGAACUAUUCAGUAAUUUUUUACUGAACUGUCCCGUAAAUGAAAAUUUGUUGAUAUUGUGUAUGUUUUGUUUUUUUUUUCCGGUGAAUUAAAAUCUAAAGCUAUUUUUGCAUUACAAUUAACGAGAUUUUAUUCAAUAGUAAACAUCUAGGUAACAAUAUAUUUUAAAAUAACAUAUAUUGCUCGCUGGAGUAUUCUUUUCGCAGGUGGCUACCAUGGGGAUGCCAGUCAAGAAACAUUGACUGGAACCUGAUCCCGAAAGCACAGAAUUCCUGGCUGUGUCUGAAGAGCAAUCAUAAAAAUGAAAGAAAUACAUGUAAUUAUCAAUCUCAUUAGGAAUAUUUAAUAGAUGCAUUAUUCAUCUGUAUUUGCGAACAUACUUAUAUUGUUUUCACUGGAUUUUUCUAUCACUUUCCAC